This is a messenger RNA of Archocentrus centrarchus (flier cichlid), 1425 nucleotides long. RefSeq names its product glycerol-3-phosphate dehydrogenase 1b (gene gpd1b). Gene Ontology annotation, molecular function: protein homodimerization activity; glycerol-3-phosphate dehydrogenase [NAD(P)+] activity; NAD binding. Bases 105 to 1163 code for a protein of 352 amino acids. Gene Ontology annotation, cellular component: cytosol. The record is from RefSeq and is a predicted model, not a curated record. Gene Ontology annotation, biological process: glycerol-3-phosphate catabolic process; carbohydrate metabolic process. The transcript has 8 exons. NCBI's taxonomy places the organism in Eukaryota, Metazoa, Chordata, Actinopteri, Cichliformes, Cichlidae.
GAGGGUGUGCUUGCGCCUCAGCUGUGUGUCCGGUAUAAAUACAGUGCGUCCCGGCUUCGGUCCGUCCUCGCAGCAGCUGCAGCUUAGAGUUGAAAGUCAAGUACAUGAUGGCAGCGGCGAAGAAAGUCUGUGUGAUUGGCUCUGGUAACUGGGGCUCUGCCAUUGCCAAGAUUGUGGGAGCCAAUGCAGCCAAGUAUGACAAGUUUGACACCAAAGUGAACAUGUGGGUGUUUGAGGAGACGGUGAACGGUCGUAAGCUCACAGAAAUCAUCAACACAGACCAUGAAAAUGUGAAAUAUCUGCCCGGUCACAAGCUGCCCCCCAAUGUGGUGGCUGUUCCAGACUUGGCUGAGUCCGUGAAAGGAGCCGACAUCCUGAUCUUCGUGGUCCCUCACCAGUUCAUUGUGCGAGUGUGUGACACCAUCAAAGAUCACAUAAAAAAGGAUGCAAUUGGAAUGUCUCUUAUCAAGGGUGUCGAUGCGGGUCCAGAGGGUCUGAAGCUGAUCUCAGAGGUCAUUCGAGGGAAACUGGGCAUCACCAUGACAGUCCUCAUGGGCGCAAAUAUUGCAAAUGAGGUCGCUGAUGAGAAGUUCUGUGAAACAACCAUCGGGUGCAAAGACAAAGAACACAGGUCGUUGCUGAAGGAGCUGAUGCAGACUACCAACUUCCGUGUGACUGUCGUGGAGGAGUCUGAUGUUGUGGAGAUCUGUGGGGCACUCAAGAACAUCGUGGCAGUAGGAGCAGGUUUCUGUGAUGGGCUGGGAUUCGGAGACAAUACCAAGGCAGCAGUGAUUCGUCUCGGCCUGAUGGAGAUGAUUGCCUUUGCCAAGGUUUUCUGCACUAACUGCCCCGUCUCCCCCGCCACCUUCCUGGAGAGCUGCGGCAUCGCCGACCUCAUCACGACCUGCUACGGUGGACGCAACCGCAAGAUUGGAGAGGCAUUUGCCAAAACAGGCAAAACCAUCGAGCAGUUGGAGAACGAGCUGCUGAACGGUCAGAAGCUUCAAGGCCCAGCAACAGCAAGUGAGAUCCACCAGAUCUUGAAGCAGAAAAACAUGGUGGAAAAGUUUCCUCUUUUCACUGCCGUUUAUCAGAUCUGCUUCAAUGGUCACCCCGUCUCAGAGUUCAUCAAGUGCUUGCAAAACCACCCCGAGCACAUGUGAAGGACUGAUGAAUGCAUAGAAGUUUGGACAGACUUUCACACUAGAACUACAGUAUCACACAGGAGUUUAAAGGGGGAAAGGUAGUCCUGACAAACAGAGAAAAGGAAAAAGUGGAGCAGAGUUGCCUUCCACCUGCCUGAGCUGCCUGUCUUGACUUGCUCUUGUUACAUUACUGACAAAGGCACGCAUUUGGUUUCCACUUCUGUCUUUACUGGUUAGUAAAUUGCUGCAUAAAUCUUUUAAGUCUUAAAAGUUUUAAGAA